Dendroctonus ponderosae (mountain pine beetle) is the source of this 6317-nucleotide messenger RNA. RefSeq names its product sodium/hydrogen exchanger 3 (gene Nhe2). The transcript is spliced from 17 exons. Bases 67 to 3375 code for a protein of 1102 amino acids. The record is from RefSeq and is a predicted model, not a curated record. Gene Ontology annotation, cellular component: membrane. Gene Ontology annotation, molecular function: sodium:proton antiporter activity. Gene Ontology annotation, biological process: regulation of pH; proton transmembrane transport; sodium ion transport. NCBI's taxonomy places the organism in Eukaryota, Metazoa, Arthropoda, Insecta, Coleoptera, Curculionidae.
CCCGCGCCAAUACCGACGCCCGAGACGCUGCCUGACUGCCAUGGCAGUCACAGAGCGUCAAAUGUAAUGUAUUCGUUGCAACACUGCGUAAACCUUUCCAGACGGGCCUGCAGGUACUUCGUUAUAGUGUUAUGCCUUGGGUUCCUGGUUUGCGGCAAAGCGGUACCACCUGAUCAUGCUUCGGAAGACUCGGCCGCACGUCCCCCUCCGGAGGGAUUCGACACGCGCGCCUACAAUCGGGCCUACGACAUUAAUAGCUUGGCGAGAGGCAACUUGAUACCCACAACUUCGGCAAAGAAUCCGGUGAAGAAUGACGUGCCCACCAAUGCCCCGGUCAGCUCGGAGGAACCUACCAGCGAGGUUCCGAAAAAGAAGCCGGUGGAGAGRUACCCCGUGAUAUCGGUGUCGUUCCAUCGAGUUGAGACCCCCUUCAUUAUUGGACUAUGGAUUUUUUGUGCCAGUCUAGCCAAAAUUGGUUUCCACAUGGCGCCGAAGUUGAGCGCUAUGUUUCCAGAGUCGUGUCUGUUGAUCUUUGUGGGAGUAGCUAUCGGCGUUGUGUUGGUCCAUCUAACAGAUUCAGUUCACAUGUCCCCACUCACUCCGGACACGUUCUUCAUAUACAUGUUGCCUCCAAUUAUUUUGGACGCCGGGUACUUUAUGCCUAAUAGGUUGUUUUUUGACCACCUGGGUACCAUUUUGCUGUUCGCUGUUAUAGGGACUAUUUCGAAUACAUUACUUAUAGGUGCUUCCUUAUGGGCAGUGGGACUGACAGGCCUGUAUUCCUGUGAUACUCCGUUACUCGACAUGUUCCUGUUUGGCUCGUUAAUAUCUGCAGUGGACCCGGUGGCUGUUCUGGCUGUUUUCGAGGAGAUCCAAGUCAACGAAAUCUUGUACAUAGUGGUAUUUGGUGAGUCGUUGCUGAACGACGCAGUCACUGUUGUUCUCUACCAUCUCUUCGAGUCCUACACGGAGAUGGGCCUCAGCAAUAUUGUGGCUACGGACCUUUUGUCGGGCUUUCUAAACUUUCUGGUCGUGGCCUUCGGUGGAACCGUUAUCGGAGUUAUUUGGGGCUUUGCCACUGCCUUAGUGACUAGGUUUACGAAUGAGGUGCGCGUCAUUGAACCCAUUUUUAUAUUUGUGAUGGCCUAUUUGGCUUACCUCAAUGCUGAAGUGUUUCACAUGUCCGGGAUUUUAGCAAUUACCUUCUGUGGCAUCACGAUGAAAAAUUACGUAGAAGCCAAUGUUUCUCAUAAGUCUCACACCACCAUCAAAUAUGCUAUGAAGAUGCUCAGCAGUUCUUCUGAGACAAUUAUUUUCAUGUUUCUGGGUGUUGCCACAGUACACAAAGGCCACGAUUGGAAUACUUGGUUCGUAAUAUUAACCGUCCUGUUUUGUUCGGUGUACAGAGUUAUAGGUGUUAUCAUUCUAACGGCUAUUGCUAACCGAUUUCGUCUUCACCAACUGAGCAAAGUGGAGAAGUUUGUGAUGUCCUACGGAGGCCUGAGAGGUGCGGUUGCUUUUGCGUUGGUUCUUCUGAUCGAUCCGAAAAUUGUACCACUUCAACCAAUGUUUAUGACCACUACAAUAGCUGUUGUGUAUUUUACUGUGUUUUUUCAGGGAAUGACGAUUAAGCCGCUAGUCAAAAUAUUAAAUGUGAAAACUGCAGAGAAGAGGAAGCCCACAAUGAAUGAAAGAAUACAUGAAAGACUGAUGGACCAUGCUAUGGCUGCUAUAGAGGACAUAGUGGGUCAACAUGGGAAUUACCAUAUCCGUGAUAGAUUUAAGCGUUUCGACAACAAAUACUUCCGGCCGUACCUUCUACGGAACCACCAAGGAGCUGAACCGAAAAUUCUAGAAACUUAUUCAAAACUAGCAAUGCGAGACGCAAUGGAGUACAUGCGUCGCAAUGCUUCCACCAUCGGCAACAUUUCCAAUACUGAAAGCAUGUCGGCAAUUUUCCGAAAUUAUACUUCGUCGACGGGUAACCUCAACGGAAGGUGCGCCCCUAAAUUAAUAACCUGCUCUAGUUUGAGUCAAAUUGAUACCAGUUCGUGGAACAUUGAUAUGCAAGAACUGGAAUAUAAUCCGUCUAAAAAGGAUCUGACCGAUGCCAAGAUUCAUCACCUCCUUGCUGAAGAAUUAGUUAAGCCCUAUCGGAGGGUAAGUCAUCGGCGGUUAAGCUACAGUAGACAUGCCGUGAACGAUCGUGAUUUGUCUACACAAGUGAACUACAGAAUGCAUGUUAACAUGAGAAGACUGGUGGCUGAUAAGAAACACCAUCACAGCCAUAAAAGACACAGCAAGAAAUUGAAUAAGGUAGUAAAUAACGGAAAGGAAAAUCACGUGAGCUUUCCGGAGUUCCAGCAAAAUGGAACGGCAAAACAGUUUUCACAUGACUACAUAAGCGAGGUGUUGCACGAGGAUGCAGAUACUGAGCCCAGAUCAAACAGGGAAGAAUGGGACAGUCCGAUUACUUUUACUGCAAAAUCAUCGCCUAGCACUGGAACUGACGAUAACAGCGGCAGUUUCGCUAGUCAGACAGCUCCUUUAAUGAGCUCGAUUGCUAAAAAACCUACCGUCAUGGAGAGUGUUCUGCCCUGGAGAAGGGAUCGGAACGUUACAGAUGACAGUAGUUACACUGAAACCGGAAAGCGUUUAUCCAGAGGAUCCAUUGACUGUUGUGACUUGAUGAGAGUGACGACUCCAACAGCUACCGAAAUGAUGUUACCUUGGAAGCGGGAUGAAGAAGAUGGAUGCGGUCCUCUUCAGCAGGCCGAGUUUCCAUAUUGGGCAUCAAACAAAGAGUAUUUGGCCUACAAUUCUCCCUCAGCUACAUUUUUAGGUGGCCUAGAGAACCCCAAUAAAAACACGAUUUUCGGCCUAUUCCACCGCGAAAGUCUUGGUUCGGAACCAACAAACAGCAGCGAUUCAACACCGCUGAAGGAACGAAGAGGAUCGGUCAGCCGAACUUCAAUAGUACUUGUUGAAGAAGGCGAAUCGGACCCGUUGGGCGCCAUUCCGAAGGAGAAUUCGCUCCCUAGACAACAUUCCCUUGGAGGGGCUCCACCAAUUCCUCCUCCUCCACAGACUCCCGGUCAAAGACGACAAGCUCGACGAGGUUCCAUGCUCGAGCUAAGCGGAUCCCUAACCAGAAACCCCAUUCCAGAAGAGCAAAACGGCUGUAAAGUGCCACUUCAAACGUCCUCUCUAAAGCGACCUACUUGGUUAAUGCAACAUCAAACCAUUCGCUCUGGCAAAACCAGCUUGUCCAAACAAAGUACACUGGGUGCAUCUUUAAUGGGCACAGCUUCGAGCCCAUCUACGACUUCAUCGUCAGACGAUGACGAUGACCUACUGGUGAAAAGUGGUUUCUGAUCCGAAAGUUCACCCUUGAAAAAGGGGCCGAUUUCCAAAUCCCUUAGUCCAAUAUUGAGUAAUAUUCAUAUGAAGUAUCAAGCUUUGACUCGAAAGUUUAGUAAAGAUCUAGUUUAGGUUCAGUUAAGAACGUCUUUCAGGUAAGUUUUUAGUGGUUUAUUCUUAAGCAAUUUCAUUUUCAGUUGCGGUGGAUUUUGUAAUAUUCACAACCAUUACCAAUUGAGAAAGACAUUGUUUGAUUUUUAUGAUAAUUGAAUCAUAUAGUCUAGUUAGUAAUCUUACUUUUUCAUAUGAAUAAACAUACUUUGAAACAAUAUCACAGAUGGAACCUUAUCAAUGUCCACAUGUUCCGUAGUGAAGUUUUUGGAGGUUAAAACUGAGGAGAGGAAAACUGCGCAAUGUUACCUAUUUUGAUAGGAAACAAUUUAAGUAAAUGGAAUUUUCGGUUUCUUCUUCUACUUGUGACUACUUCUUGAGAAUAUCGAUAUUUAAAAAAUAUAUAAGAGACAAAUAGUACAUCUCCCAAUAAUAAUACUAAUUUGACCAUUGGAAAGAAGUUCCAGCAAAGCAAUUAGGGGUGAAUCAGGGUUUGAUUUUAGAAAAGCUAUUGUUCGAUAAUUUCAGCAGUUUUUUCAGAAAUUCUGCAAGUAUUGAGAUACUUAUUGCCUAUUGCAUUGAGGAUUAAUGCUAAUUGCCUUCUAUCCCGGCCAAAUGGCUAUACCAUUACAAGAAGUGAUGGUAUUUAUCAAAGACCCGGACCGAAACGAAAUAACUGUUCCGUUUCGGUUUCGGUUCAAGGCAGAAUUUAAAAUUUCGGUUCCGUUACGGUUCCGGUUUAGAAAAUAAUUUCAAAUUCGGUUCCGUUCCGGUUCCGGUUUUUUUCGGUUUAUUUCGGUUCCAAAAUCUAUAUAUAACAACGAACAAUUACGUACCCUCCCCAAAAAAUAUCUUAUAUCAACAAACAUAACAUAACUUAAUUACCUACCUUUAUUGACAUCUUACACAAUUUGCAAACAGAUUUAUCUUCUAUUUUAAUGAAGUCAAACUGCCCGUGAGCAACAUUUGUUAUUUUUCGACCCAUAAUUGUAGGCAUCAGUAAGCGCAUAGAUUGUAACCGUGUAGAGUUAUUUUUGUUUUGUAAAUGUUGAGGUUGCCAACUUUUUCAUUUCCAAAUUGCGCAGGCGCACUGUGCUCUGAAGAGGCAAUUAAUCUGUAGGAUAUUAGGUACUCAAGUUAUUUAUUCAAAUACUAUAAAGACCACAGGCAAAAAAAGUGCUUUGCUUUUUCUUAUCACUGAGAUCACCGGUUAAUAACGGCUUUAACGCGUAAUAUGUCUUUUCCUUUAAAAAAAUUGUUAUUUUCUGAUUUAUACAAGAUCUUGUCGUUUAGGACCAGCCGCAAAGAAUAGCGUUUAUAUUUCCUCCCUUUGACGGCGUCGCGGCGCCGACUAUUAAAACGAUUCCAGGAACUAACUAAAAGAAGUGCCGACCCUUUGUCGGCACAUCAUACACCGCCUCCCACCAGAACACAGAAACGUAAUUUUAUAUUCAUUUGCAGGAGGAUAAAUGAUUAUUUUCAUUUGCUUCUAAAAUGUACAGUAAUUUCUGUCAAACGUUACAGGCAGAACCGAAAAACCACCGAAAAAACCGAAAUAAAAUAUUUCGGUUCCGGUUCAGCAUCUAACAGUGUGUUAAUAUCAAAUAUGGGUUCCGUUACGGUACCGGUCCAAAAAAAAAACGGUUCCGUUCCGGUUUUGGGUUCAUAUCGGUUCCGGUGCGGAUCCCUGGUAUUUAUUACAUUAACAUUUUAAAAAGUAAUUUGCCAGAAUCCUCAGAGUCUGAGGAGCAACUGUAACAUCGAAAUUUUUUAUUCAUAAAGAGCGUUCAAUAUUUCAAACUUUAACCUUGUUUCUACUUAAAUCAAAUUAUUUAAAUAAAACUACUCAAUUUGACCAAGUGUUUGAUKSACCAUUUGGUGACACAUAUUUAACCAAAUAACAAYCAGAAGCAAUCAGAUCCUUAUGUUUGAAAAUAAUAAUUAAUAAUUUGUAAGGUAAAUUUGAAAAGUAAUCGAUCUUGAUUAAAUUUSUGGUGGGAUAACAAAAGCACUGCAGGUAAACGUUCYUAAUAAGCCUGGGUAACUCAGUUAAUUUUCAAGAAYUGGCACAGGGUUGCCGAAAUGGCUUGUUGUGCCAACCCAACGCACCGGCACCGUAACUCACCGGCGCAGUUGCGUUUUUGCUGUUUGAUUGUCAUUGACGUUUUUUUAAAUUAAUUUUUGUCGUAAACUUGCACCUAAAUGUUUGAUAUUCAAAUUCCAUCUGACUUUUUGUGACAAAUCUAUCAGAGUUUACUCACGACGUUGAAAACUAACCGUGUGGCUCAAAUGGUUCUUKAGCAACGUCAAAAACGGUGGCGUAAUGUUCCAGUCGAUUUCGCAAUUUAAAAAGAAAACAGGCAAAUCUAAAAUCCUUGACUUUUUUAAACCAAAAMCAUAAMRCUGGAACYCAUAUUUGCAUAUCUGAAACGGUUCUUUAGMGACAAGCCUCAGAUGAGCUUGCAAAAAAUACCAAGCCGCCCAAARGAUUCCCAAAGUUUAAAAAUUUCUUCUGAAGGAAUCAAUGGUUUAAUCGGAACCAACUACACACUACUAGUAAGUUGAUGCUAAUUGUAUUGAAUACUGGAACCCAMAUUUCCAUAUCUAAAGCGGUUUUUUWGCGAAAAGCUUCAGAUGAGCUUGAUAGAAAAAAGCUAAGCCGCCCAAAUAUUUCCAAAGUUUAGAAAAUAACUACGAAAGAAUCAAUAGCUCAAUCGAUAUCAAAUCCACGUUACGAGUCAGUUGAUGAAUGUCGGAAACAUUCUACAUGUUCAUGGCAACCAGGGGCAAAGUAAUGCUGAACUUACCGAAAGCUGCGUAGUGCCACCUGGAAAGAAAGAAGAAAA